AUGUUAAUGUUGCGCAACCUAUACCUAGCUUCAAACAAUUUCAUACAAAAAAGAAAUUUCUGGGCAUGGCUCAAUAUAGUAUUCAAUUAUGUAGAUGAAUCACGUAUUAAAGAAGUUGGUCCAGACAUCGCUUGUGCUGAAUGGUUGUUGCGAAAUGGAGCAUAUGUCAAAUGGGUAGGGUCGAAAACAGAACUGCAGGAUUACAAUCAAGUUCCGAAAUGCCCAAAAGGAAAAUAUAUUCAAGAAAUUAAUGCCACAGAAUCUAGCAUAAUGAGUUAUGGAUUUGAUCAUUUCAUCGGUUGCAAACAUAUUGAGGCAAUUCGUUUUCAUAAAAGUACUCUCAUUGAUGAUAAAGCAAUGGCGAAGUUGGAAAUCUUAAAAAAUACUCUUACUAAAUUAGAGAUUAUAAGUUGUGGCAAUGUAACUGAUAAAGGACUUUUGGAAUUGAUUAAACUGAAGAAUUUGAAGUAUUUGAAAAUAGAGAAUUUACCAUAUAUCAAGAGUCCAGAAGAAACAAUUAAUUGCAUGAAGCGUGAGCUAUGUAAUUGCAAUAUAUGUUAUUCAUAA
This is a messenger RNA of Ctenocephalides felis (cat flea), 567 nucleotides long. Its product is annotated as ATP synthase subunit s, mitochondrial-like. NCBI's taxonomy places the organism in Eukaryota, Metazoa, Arthropoda, Insecta, Siphonaptera, Pulicidae. The transcript has a single exon. The coding region runs from base 1 to 567 and encodes 188 amino acids. The record is from RefSeq and is a predicted model, not a curated record.